UCGUGGAAAGUACACUUUAACAAUGCAAAUCACUAAUACAUGUGUUAAUUUCAACAUUGCUUUAGUUUUAUUAAAUGUGAUGCAAUAUUUCAAUGCCGCUAUGACAAGGCCCCUGGAAUCUGAAGCCAACAAAUCAGAGAUAACCAUUGAAGAUAAUAAGAAUAUGACUACAAUUUACAAUGAAAUAUAUAAUAUAACUUCGGAAAUAAUACAUAGAGAUUUCAGCAAAACAACUGGCAAACUUCGGACCAAACGACAGGCCGGAGGAGUGGGUAAAUUUGGAGAAGCUACGAAGAUGGGUCAAUUAAAGCUUCUUGUUUUGUUCCUACAAAUGUGGGCUAACAUGUGGAGGGAUGUCUAUGUGGGCGGCGCGCACCCCCUGCACCCCGAUGUUCCCAAGCCUGUGGUCGUCAUGUUGAAGCGGAGAAUUGGAGAGUUCAUAUUCCCUAAAGAAAAAGAUGAAGACAAUAAAUAGCUACUCU
This is a messenger RNA of Plodia interpunctella (Indianmeal moth), 482 nucleotides long. RefSeq lists its product as uncharacterized. The transcript has 3 exons. The record is from RefSeq and is a predicted model, not a curated record. NCBI's taxonomy places the organism in Eukaryota, Metazoa, Arthropoda, Insecta, Lepidoptera, Pyralidae. The coding region runs from base 23 to 475 and encodes 150 amino acids.